AUGCAUCAGUAUCAAUUAAAGCAGUCAACUAAUUGGUCAUUAUGCCUUUUUAAUGAAUUGCUUUGAUUCAAUGCCGGGUCUGCAUCUGCAAGAACGCCCUGAGUAGCCAAGGUAAUAGACCUUUGGACAUUUUCGUCAGUGCGGUGCCAGACGUCAUCCUCUCUGAAGGCUGUUUGUGCUCCUCCCUCCUAUAUGUUUGGUGCUAAUUGAAGGGAGAGAGGGAGUGUAUAACGUAUUUCUCUGUCAACUCAACAUUUAGCUGCGCCACUGUUUCUGUCACGACUAGUCGACAGAUCCACCCACCCGCGACGUUUUUGUGAAGCGCGCGUGAGGAGUAAGAAAGCGUAUUGUAAAAUAUUUAGUGGCAAGCUUAGGCUAUAGGACUUUAUUGCAUUUCUUAAGUAAUGAGAUUACUACGAAAAUUGUAGGCGUAUCUAGGAAUCCUUCCAAAACACACAAAAGGAGCGGAACAAGGAUAUCCACUCCCUCUCAGACUUGCUGGGAAAGCAGGUUAUUUGAGGACCAAACGACCAUGGAAGAUAGCCCUCAGCGGGCCAUGCAAGGCCUGGGCUCCUUCCCGUGGUACGUGGGGGGGACUCAGGUUCUGGGCCUGGCCUGUGUGGUGAUCACGGGCGUGUGGAUGGGCAGCUAUCACGGAGGCUACGCCUGGGACGGUUCGGGACAGGAGUUCAAUGUACAUCCCCUCUGCAUGGUCCUGGGCCUGGUCUUGCUCUAUGGAGAUGCGAUCCUGGUGUACAGAGUAUUUAGAAAUGAAAGCAAACGCAACGUCAAGAUUCUCCAUGCUGUGCUCCACCUUCUCGCCCUCAUUAUCAGCAUAGUGGGUAUCGUGGCUGUGUUUGACUUCCAUAAUCAUAACAAGAUCCCCAACAUGUACUCCCUCCACAGCUGGUGUGGCAUGCUCACCUUUGUUCUCUUCUGUGUACAGUGGCUGAUGGGGCUUGGUUUCUUCCUCUUCCCUGGGACGUUAAUGGCGCUGCGGAGCUGGUACCUGCCACUACAUGUCUUCUUUGGCCUGGCCAUGCUCGCUAUGUCCCUAGCCACCUGCCUACUGGGCAUUUCAGAGAAAUUGUUCUUCAGUAUCCAGGACACAUAUUCACAGUUCGUCCCAGAGGGGAUCCUUGGUAACAUGCUGGGACUGCUGCUAGUAGCAUUUGGGAUUCUGGUAGGCUACGUGGUGACACGGGAGGACUUCAGGAGACCCCCACACCCAGAGGAGGAGGCCUUAUCUGUACAUUUUAAGACCCUGACUGAGGGGGGCGGGAGCCCCACCUCGCCUUAAACCAGGAAACACUCUGGUCUGAAAAGCUACUGUGUGCUCAGGCUUUUAUUUAAAACAAAUCUGGUAUGGAACAAAAGCCUGCACACCCAGUAUCUCUCCAGAUCCAGCUGGAGAUCUGGCUGAUAUGUUGUCUCUAUUUCAUGUCACAUCAAGAGCAGUUCUACACCCUCCUUGUGGUGAAAUGGAGGUAUGACAGGACUGAUUUGACCAAUGUAUUUGAUUGCUGCCACAGAUUAGCCAUCACAAAAGUGCCAUAUUAGGUCUCUUAAAAACAAAAUAGCCUUUGCUAAGUGUUCAGUGAGGACAAAGCCAUGUGUCCAAGCCAAUUAGUUGUGCCUUCAUCUAGGGCAGCAGGGUUAUACUGGAAGUUACUCCUUUUUUAACAAACAACUUCCAUGACUUUCAAGCUUGUGAUAAAUUUAGAAGUUGCAGUUCAUUCAGGGAUGUUCAUUGUGACAAAAUAAUAUUGAAUUUAUGAUAAAGGACCAAAAGUAUGCACAAAGUUGUGACUGAACGAUGCCUGGAUUUUUGGGGUUGAAUUCUAAAUGACCCCUAGGUACUCUUGAAGCAGCUUCUUCACCAUUCCUUAUAUUUGGCUGGGUUGAAUUUUCACCAACAGUCUCCCCGGACACACCCAGAUGUUAUAUAUUUUAGUUUUAACCCUAAAGCAAUUAGUCAAAGGCUCCAUGGUUACCUGACUAAUUGAAUCAGGUGUGCCAGUUAAAACAAAUGUGAAACGUUACCUCCUAGGAGAGGGUUGGGAAACCUAUCCAAUAGUUUCAGGGCCCAGUUCUUCUGAUCAGAUUAAAUCUUAGCAUUGGGUAAUUUUCUGUCUUGAAAUACCCAAUCAAAUUCUCAAGACUCAAAGGUAGUGAUUAGGCUUAGUGCUUUGGAUAAAAAGCAUCUGCUAAAUGGCAAAUUUUCACAAUCUUGAUCACACGUGGAUUUAGAAAGGUGAAAGGCACUACAACCAAGGUGGGGAGGUUUAAACAUUCUUACAUUAAAUCGAUGCAGUAUAGGUAUGUGGUCAGUUAUAUUGAGAGGUGUCCAAUAAAUGCAUGUUCUUUUGUGAUAUGCAGACAAUUAAUCUUAGUUACUUUAAUGUGUUUCACUAUGACAGUGUAGUAGUAGUUAUGACCUGUCCAGUAGAGGGCAAGGUGUAGGCCCACUCAACAUUAAAUCCAGAUUCUGUGAUCUUAAUAUUGUAGGAUCUGAUCCUUUUAAAAUAAAGGCUCAAUUGAUCUGAUCUUAUUUGCAAAAUAUGGGGUUACAGAAUCGGGAUCAUUUAUCUGGGCUAAGGGGUCGAUUCAGUAAAUAUCUUUAUGCUUCUGUGAUAAGUGUAAAAUGCUCAGAGCUACUGUAAUAGAAGGGCGUUAUAGUAUGUGUGCCAAACUGGAUUUAAUUGUACAAUAUGCUGCAUCCAUGUUUGUCUGUUAUGUAUUGUUCGAAGCAUCUACUUGUCCUCACAUGUAAUCAGUUUAAAGCAUAAUGUAAAGAUUAGAUUAAAUAUCGCUACCUCUAUUUUCACUUGUGGAAACUUGUUCUAUACAAUAGGUACUGCUGACUGACUUAUUAAAACCUAUUGCCUUCCUAUAACUUAUUAAAGAUG
Messenger RNA from Oncorhynchus mykiss (rainbow trout), 2909 nucleotides. Its product is annotated as transmembrane ascorbate-dependent reductase CYB561. Gene Ontology annotation, molecular function: oxidoreductase activity. Gene Ontology annotation, cellular component: lysosomal membrane. The record is from RefSeq and is a predicted model, not a curated record. NCBI's taxonomy places the organism in Eukaryota, Metazoa, Chordata, Actinopteri, Salmoniformes, Salmonidae.